AUGGUCAGUCCCGCACUUAAACGAAACGCGGACCAUCUCUCUGGCCCAGCGGCCGAUAGCAAGAAGCCCAAGGGUGGAAGCAUCACGGCUUUCUUUGGAGUUCCAAAGCCCAAGGCCCUCAGCACACAGACAACUAGCUCAGGAACAAAUGGCACAGCUCCAGCACCGCGGUCUACCUCGUUCAAUAAGGAGAAAUGGGUGGCUGGCCUAACGCCGGAGCAGAAGGAGCUGUUACAGCUAGAGAUUGAUACUCUGGACGAGAGUUGGCUUGCGCAUUUGAAGGAUGAAGUGGUGACGCCAGAGUUUUUGAAUCUCAAGCGGUUUUUGAAGAAAGAGAAGGAAGGUAAAGUCAAGGUCUUUCCACCCGAGGAGGACGUGUAUUCCUGGUCCCGACACACUCCUCUCCACACCGUCAAAGUCGUCAUCAUCGGCCAAGACCCAUACCACAACGACAACCAAGCCCACGGACUCUGCUUCUCCGUCCGCCCGCCCACCCGCGCACCCCCUUCCCUAGUCAACAUCUACAAGGGAAUCAAAAAGAACUAUCCCGACUUCGUCCCCCCUCCCAAUAACGGGGGUCUCCUCACUCCUUGGGCCGAGCGGGGAGUUCUCAUGAUCAACACUUGUCUGACAGUGCGUGCACACCAGGCCAACAGUCACUCCGGCAAGGGGUGGGAGAAGUUCACGCAGAAGGCGAUUGACCUUGUAGCGCGGGUUCGGGGCAAUGGAGUUGUCUUUUUGGCAUGGGGGAAGCCUGCGGGGACGAGGGUUGCUAAGAUUAACAAGGCGAAGCAUUGUGUUUUGCAAUCUGUGCAUCCGAGUCCGUUGAGUGCGCAUCAUGGAUUUUUCGACAAUGGUCAUUUCAAGAAAUGUAAUGACUGGCUGGCGGAGCGGUAUGGUCAAGAUGGAAUUAUUGACUGGAGUCUCGUUCCGAGUAAGAAGGAGAUCGUGUCGCCGGCUGCAGACAAGGAGAAUUCGGCUGCUUUGGCGAAUGUGUCUUCGUCGCUGGUAGAGAAGGAAGAUGAGACGGUGAAGGGGAAUGCUGUCAAGUCUGGUCCUGUAGAGGACGAGUUUGACGAUGAUGAUGCUCUUGAAGCACUCGUUGCGGCGGAGAAGGAAGAGGAGACUAAGAAAGCUUUCUCGGCCAAGACUAACAGCUCCACCAACCGAACCGAUAAACCCGCGCCCGCUUCCCUUCAGCACGGCCCGAAAGCCAAGCUCAACCACCUCCCGAAUGGAGCUCACUUGGCUCGCCGAUACGCCGCAGUCGCGGAAUCGGACUCGGGCCUUGAAAGCGUGUCCGGCCUGUCAGCGCCGGAAAGCUCAGAGGUCGAAGAACAUAAACCACCACGUAAGAUUCGAGGUGUGGACGCGACUCAAUCUACUAGCAGCCAUAGUCAUGGCUUGAGCUUUUCUGAUCGUCCGCGAUCACGUUUACGUGGUCCUUCACGGACACAAACUGCGUCUACGGGCCCGUCUUUGCCAGCUUUAUCAAACACGGAGCGAUUCGUGGGUGAUCUGAAUCCCGAAGCAGUCAUUCGCGAACGACUCGACGAGCCAAUUGGUAAUCCACUGCGAGAUCGUAUCGGCCUCUGGAUUAGUUCUCCCGACAACGCGGAUGAUUCACAGGCGAAACGCCCAGCCGCGAAUACAGACGCUCUUUCAACGAUUCCCUCUGAAGCUGGUGCUCUCGAUGACCAGACAGCAGCUACCGUGCUGCACCAGCGAUAUACAUCGGCAGUACAAGCAUGCAGUCGACUUCCCACCACGACGAGGGAACCACUCACAGCUUUGUAUUUCUCCAAGGUCAACCAGAUCAUACCUCUAGUAGACCAAACCACCUUCCCCUCCCACUCCCACCACAACCAAAAACAAGAUCAACACCAGCUCUCCACACCCUCACCAUUCCUCGAAAGAGCAAUCUGCCUCGUCGCAGCCAAAGACCCCACCGCACGCGCUCACCUCCGCCUAACAGAAAACACAAACCUAGUAUCACCCCGACAAUUCUGCACCGAAAUCUACAAAGGCCUCGCCGCCGCCAUGGACGCAGGACUCGAACCCGAUCGAUACACGCGCAUCCGCGUGCUAGCCCUGAUGUCGCUACACUGCGAAGGGUAUGAAGGCGCCGAGGCAGCAUCCCUGCAUCUCUGCGAGGCGAUCCACCAAGCUCAAACGGUGGGUUUACAUUUGGACCGGCCGGGCCGGGAAUGCGGGGAUACGUUGUCGGAAUUGUUUUGGUGUUUGUGGACGUUGGAUAAGAUGCAUGCUAGUCUUGGGGGUCGGCCGGUGAUUUUGGCGGAUCGGGAUAUUGGGAUUGAGAAGCCUGGUUUACAGGUGCAGCUGGGGUCCCGGGCUGCGUUUAAAGUAUGGUUUGCGGUUUCGGAGUUGUUGGCUACUGUGAUAUCAUUUUAUCGACCCUCGGCGGGGGUGACUAGCGGGUGGGAGGAAGGGUUUCCUGCAUUUGAGGAUAUUGUGGGUGAGGCUGGGCAGGGGGAUUUGGAUUUUGUUACACUUGGCUUUCUGGAACUAUACUACCAUUGCGUCGCAAUUCUAUCCUGCCGGUAUAAACUGGCCGAAACCCUGGACAACACCAAACUCUCAUCGAUACGACAGGGACUCGCCGCGAUACGAAUCCACUCCAUUGUCGCGUCCGAGUGCGCGGGAAAUCUCCCACCAUUGCCGAUCGUGUCAUACGCCCUGUCUCUGUCGAUGGGCGUUUCGUAUCGACAGCUACGCUCCAGCAAAUUGAUCACGCAUUUUGAUCGGGCCAAGGCUAGUCUGGAGACUAGUUGUGCGUUGCUGGAGGAUCUCAGUGCGGAGUGGUAUUCUGCCGAGGCGAUGGCUCGCCUGGGACGAAAAGCGUUGCAGCAGAUCGACUCUGAGCGGUCGCGACGGCCCACGCCAGCGCCUGAGCCUGAGCCUGAGCCAGAGGCUGUACAUGGCCAGACUAUCCGCGGUAUCGCUGUAGACGGCAGCUUGGACACUAUCAACCAUGAUCAUCACUCGUCUAUGAUCGCUCGUACCACGGGGACAGAGCCCAGUCACGGAGCCAUUGCGGUGGACACGGCGCUAGCACCAGGCACAACCACUGGAGAUCGUGAGGCGGGCAUAGAAAGUCCUCCACUGGUGCCCGGGACGAAUACGAUGACUGAGCUGGACAGUACGAUGCAUGGGUUUGCAGACAUUGACACGUUAUUUGGCGAGUUUCUGGAUUUAUCGCUGCCGACGAACUUUUGGGAUCCCAUCUUUGCGGAGGGUGAAUCGAUGACUGAUUCGAUAUGA
Penicillium daleae is the source of this 3282-nucleotide messenger RNA. RefSeq names its product Uracil-DNA glycosylase. The transcript has 6 exons. Gene Ontology annotation, cellular component: nucleus; mitochondrion. The record is from RefSeq and is a predicted model, not a curated record. Gene Ontology annotation, biological process: base-excision repair, AP site formation via deaminated base removal; base-excision repair; DNA-templated transcription. Gene Ontology annotation, molecular function: DNA binding; uracil DNA N-glycosylase activity; zinc ion binding. Lineage: Eukaryota; Fungi; Ascomycota; Eurotiomycetes; Eurotiales; Aspergillaceae. Bases 1 to 3282 code for a protein of 1093 amino acids.